AUCGUCCCUGAGUUUACCUUACUAACCCUUAGCUACUAAACUAUGGAAACUGCCCAAACAUCAUCAGCACCGGACACCGACAAGUAAAUGAGUCUAUGAAUUGGGAGGAAUAGUGACACCAGGAUGGGAAUGCUACAGUAGCAAGGCCGUGCCACAACUGAGGACGAAACUUUCACCCGUCUGCUGCAUUUAGUACAGCUGCUAAUUUGUUCUCGCCAGCAGAGCAGUUUGAAAGGAAGACUCAUUGGAUAAUGCCCUGCGUUGGUACUUGAGCAUAGCCUAGGGAUGUAUAAUGACUAAUUAAAACGUAGGCCUACUAAUUCAAUGGACAAGAGGAAGUUCCCUGGCACAAUGUUCAGGCAAGGGGAUGCGUCAUCAAAAAGACGCCCGGUUGGUGGAAGUGCACCGCCUUCCUCCUCUAUGCAGCAGGGUCGUAUCCGGGCCGUGGAGGUGGCGAGAGGAAGAACUGGGUACGGCUUUACACUGACAGGUCAAAGUCCAUGUAUCCUCAGCUGCAUCCUGAAGGGGAGUCCAGCAGACUAUGUAGGGUUGCGUUCAGGAGACCACAUCCUGUCUGUCAAUGACAUCAACGUCUCCAUGGCAUCGCAUGAAGAUGUCGUCAAACUCAUCGGGCGCUGCACCGGUGUCCUGAAGCUGGUGAUCGCUGAGGGAGAACGUCAGAGGCGUCACCAUCACCACCACCAACGCACCGCUGGAAGUCGUCACCAUAGCAGCAACACAAUGGCAGCAUCUUACCUGGACUCGUGCUCAAGUGAUGAUGAGUUGGAUGCCUUCUAUGACAAUGGUGUUAACAACAACAACAACAGCAAGUCAGGCUGUGGAGCCCGUGGGGGUUGGUACAAACCCAAAAUGGAUUCUAAGCAGCUGGGCAUCAACAGGGCGGAGAAGGUUGUGGCGGAGCUGCAGUCUGGAGGGAUUUUCAACAUGAUCUUUGAGAACUCCAGCCAGUCCUCCAGCAGCUCCGACAAGGACAGACCCAGGGCCAGCUCGUCGUCAAAGCCACGUCCGAUCUCUGAUCCAGAGUUGCCUUCGUAUCAGAACACCUCCCGUUCCCAGAGCAACCCCAACCUGCUCUCCGAGGAGGAGAUGGCCCAAGUUCUGAAUGACGACUCUGUCUUUCUGGAUGCUGAUUUCCGCCAUCUCCACCUUCAACACCACGAGGAAGAGCAAGAUUUAGAUGUAGGAGAUGGGGGCGACUUUAGCCUAGAGCCCAGCGAGGGCAUUCUCAAUGUGGGCAUGAUCGUUGGGUACCUGGGCUCCAUUGAGCUGGCCUCCAUAGGGGCGAGCUUGGAGAGUGACAGCCUGCAGGCCAUCAGAUGCAGCAUGAGGCGCCUCCGGGCUGAGCAGAAGAUCCAUUCACUGGUCCUCAUGAAGGUCAUGCACGACAGUGUGCGUCUGUGCAGUGACAGAGGUCAUGUUCUGGCCACCUACCCUGCAGAGAAACUGGCCUUCAGCGCCUGUUGUCCUGACGACCGCAGAUUCUUCGGACUGGUCACGAUGCAGGCCACUGAUGACCACGACGAGUUUCAUUUCAGCUGUGGACGAGAUGAAGAGGGCAGUUUGAGGACUUCCUGUCACGUGUUCAUCGUGGACCCAGACCUCUGUCAACACCAGGUGCAUUCAGGUGUAUCGAGGAGGUUCGGCUUUGAGUGCACCCCGGACCCCGACACAGGGGGCUGCCUGGAGUUCCCGCCCAGCUCUCAGCCUCUCCUCCAGUUCGUCUCAGUCCUCUAUCGGGACAUGGGGGACAACAUUGAGGGGGUCCGCGCCCGGGCCUUCCAUGACCCAGACAACGACGCCCAGCAGAACCACAGCACCAGCAGCAACAGCGACAGCGGCAUCGGAAACUUUCUACCUGAGGAGAAGAGCAACAGAGUGCUGUUAGUGGACCUCGGGGGUCCUCCGAACCACAACCACAUCUCCGGGCCACGCCACUGGGACAGCCCUCCUUCAUCCCAGCAGGCCUGGAGCCCCACCCUCGGGGCCUCGGCGCCUCUCCCACCUCCGCCUCCUCCGCCAGCUCUGAGAAACGGUCACUACCGCCACGAUCCACACCUGGCUGACCUCCCUCACCCUCUCCCCUUAGCUCACCCCGAUGUCCCCGGCCGGCAUUCUCGAGGAGUCAACCCAAACCACAACUCACAGGGGAAGAGAGGAGGAGCUGUGGGAGGGGAGAAGAGAGGGGGUGGAGGAGCAGGGGUGGAGCCCCAGCGCUGGCUGCCAGUCCAUGUGCUGAGAGACUGGCGGCAGCAGCACCACCACAGCCAGCUCCAGGGCCUGAGCAGCGACCAGGAGUCCUACGCCGAGUCCACCGACGGAUGGUCCUCAGCCAACUGCAGCACCCUGCCCCCACCCAUGAAUAAGAUCCCGGCCGACCGUUACCGGGCCCCGCUGGCCCCCGGAGACAACCUGCCAGCACCUGGAGGGAGCCAGCCUCCCCCUCCCUCUCAUCCCCUCUCCCACACUCACCGGCUGGCUGCUCAGAAAGAAGAGUGGGCGAAGAAGCUGUUUGGAGACCGGGAGAGAGGGGGAGCAGAAAGAGAGAAGAAACGAGGGAACACAAAGGAGGGAGACAAAAAGGGUGGUCGUUUCCGUGGUCUGACCAUGGGCUUCCCUCCUCUCCCCGUGCGCUCCUCAGCAAGACGCUCCUUUGGACGCUCCAAACGUCACAGCUUAGCCCGCUCACUGGAUGACCUAGAGUCCACUGCAGUCUCCGAUGGAGAACUAAACAGUGUGGAGCUGCAGGGCUGCAGCAGCGACAACAGUCUGAACAGUAAUGCCAGCCUGCCCAGUGUUCAGAGCCACCGGCGCCACACGGAGCGGAGAGUGGCCAGCUGGGCCGUCUGCUUCGAGAGGCUGCUGCAGGACCCUGUGGGGGUCCGCUACUUCUCGGAGUUCCUAAAGAAAGAGUUCAGCGAGGAGAACAUCCUGUUCUGGCAGGCUUGUGAGUUCUUUAGCCACGUGCCUGAGAAUGACAAGAAGCAGCUCUCUCAGCGCGCCAGGGAGAUCUACAACAGCUUCCUGUCCAGUAAAGCCACAACACCGGUCAACAUCGAUAGUCAAGCCCAACUUGCCGACGACAUUCUCAACGCCCCCCGACCUGACAUGUUCAAGGAGCAGCAGCUGCAGAUCUUUAACCUGAUGAAGUUCGACAGCUACACGCGGUUCCUCAAGUCUCUGCUGUACCAGGAGUGUAUGCUGGCGGAGGUGGAGGGAAGACCCUUGCCGGACCCUUACCACAUCCCCAGCAGCCCCAACUCCAAAAACAGCACCACCAGCUCCGACCGCUCCAACCUGUCAACACCCAAGAAGGAGGACAAAAAGAGCAAGUCGGGCAGGUCUUUAAAUGAUGACUCUAAGGAUGAUUCAGGAGAUCGGAAGAAAGGCUUGUUCUUUUCUUGGUCGCGCAACAGGAGCUUCGGCAAAGGCCCCAAAAAACGAGAGCUGGCCGACUUCAACUACAAUUUCUCUGGCAGCAAUGGUCGCCGUGAGUCCCAGGGCUCGCUGUCUUCAGGAGCCAGUCUGGAGCUGGGGACGCCGGGGUCGGGGAAGAAUGAGGUGGAUGCUUCCCGCGGUGCAGUCUCGGUGUCAGCAGAGCGUGGGGGGAGCAGCGCCCCCUUGAGGCAGUGUAACAUAAGCCUGCCGGACGGCUCAUGUUGCUCAGUGCCACUGAGGGCAGGGGUGUCCAUCAGGGAGCUGUUGCUGGGCCUCUGUGAGAAGCUCUGCAUCAACCUGGCAGCUAUAGACCUCUUCUUGGUCGGAGGGGAGAAGCCACUUGUGUUAGACCAAGACUGUCUGACGUUGUGCUCGCGGGACCUUCGACUAGAAAAACGCACUCUCUUCAGACUCGACUUGGUUCCUAUUAACCGCUCUGUGGGCCUAAAAGCAAAACCAACCAAGCCUGUGGCGGAGGUCCUCAGGCCUGUGGUGGCCAAAUACGGCCUGCACCUGGCCAACUUAGUGGCACGCAUUAGUGGGGAGAUGGAGCCAUUAGAUCUCGGUCUUCCUAUAUCCAACCUGGACGGGCUUCGAGUGGUAUUAGAUCUUGCAGAAAACACUCCAGCGAAAGCAGACAAACAGAAAGCAGCUCCCUCAAAGAACCUCGUCGCGGCCUCCACCAGCAGAAACCAAUCGACAACAGGGGAGGACAGGCCGUCAGGGAAAGCCGGUUCAGCCCGCCCCCAUGGGGAAAACGGCCCUGACACAGGCAGCCAGCCCUUACCCAACCACUCUGUCUCUCUCCAUAAGGCUCCGGAGAAAAGAAAGCAGAAAAAGAUUAAUAUAGACGAAGCUGAAGAGUUCUUCGACUUCAUAUCCAAAGCUCAGAGCAACCGAGCAGACGACCAGCGAGGCCUGCUAAACAAAAGCGACCUGCAGCUCCCAGACUUUCUGCGCCUGUCGCCGGUGACAACCAACCGGGCCGCGCCUCCUCCCUACGACACUGAGCCCAGUUGCUCCACCCGUAACCCCAACAACGGCAGCCUCCCCAGCAGCGGUCGCAGGGGCAAUAAGGCCAAUAGCAAUGACAGGGGAGAGGAGGAGGCGGGGGGGGGCGGCGGCCACAUGCUCAAGGCGAGCCAUCAGUCCCAGAGCUUGGACUCCGCGCUGGGAACUGAGAGUGGAGGGGGGAGGAAAGGCAGGCCACCCCCUCCGUUUCCUGGCACCAUCUCCCCCAUCCACCCGUCCACCCGGGGGGCCCAGCCUGCUCUCCUCCAGGACUCCAGGGAAGAAUCUGUCCAGAUGCUGGAGGAGGACACGCUGUCCGACCUGACUCUGGUGGGAGAGGGGGACAUUGACAGCCCCUGCCUCACCUACGUCACUCCCUCGGCCCUCCAGUGCAAACCCCACCCCCGACCCCAACAGCAAGCACAGGACGGGCGGCCUAGCUCAGGUACUUCCCCGGUGUGAAAAACCUUUGAACUUUCACCUCUCCCUUUACCUGACUAUAGGACAGGACCCUCGACAAAGUCGGUUUGAAGUUCUUUGUCAGUCACAAUUGGCCCAGAAUGCAUCCAGGUCUCCUCCCUUUAUUUCAUAAUUCAAUUAAAGUGAACAUGUAAGGUCAAAUACAUGAAGUAAGCUUUUAUCACAUGCCUUAGAAAUGAGUGUUAAUUAGUUCAAACUAAGGAUAUAGUGAUAAGCUACGGCCAGCAUCUACUGUGAGUCAACAGCAGCCUGAAGAUAAACUAGUUCAGACACAUAAAGCGAGGAGAAGUGGAUGCAUUAGGCUCGGACUGAACUUGUCCAGACAUUUCCCUUCUGUGUGGUUUGUAUCUGUGUGAACCUUUGAGCGGAUUUGCUGUGGAUUACUUUCUGGAGACGUUAGCUCGAGGACAUGCUCACGACAAACCGGCGACGACCAGUGCCAAACUGUCUACUCCCCCCCCCCCCCCCCCUCCAGUGUACAGAAUCUAACAAUGCACUUUAGCCAAUUACAAACAACACAUCUUUUCACAUGUUUAUAAAACCUUUUCUCCCUGCUUUUUAUUAUUUGACCAUGAAAACGUCUGUUUUACAGCACUAGGAUCAGAGCAUUUGCUAACAAACACUAGCUGUUCCAAAUUUUGCGUGACCCAUAUAUUCUUUUCCAAUGCUUUGGAGCACACUGCAUGCUGACACAGCUGGCCUGACCCCAUAAAUACAAACACAGGAACACACACAUCUGCUCAGCUGUUUCUUCACGGACACAGUACACUCUGUGUCUCCAGCGCUGUUCCCUCACCUCAGGCAUUUCUCGUGUCACUCAUGAAAACGGACUGCAGCGAGAGCGCACACAUGGAAUAUCACUCUCUGACUAAAAUGAUCCAGAAGCGUGUGCACUGACUGUGUAAAAAGGCCGUUUUUCAUCUCCAUUUCUCUUCUUUGCACUACAUCACACUGCAGCACACAUUUUCUGUCUAGCAAAAAAACAGUGUCUGGAAAAUAACACGUCAAACUGUUUCAAAACACUCUUACUUUACCCUAUACUAUAUUCUCAAGAAGACAUUAAUUUAUCCCACAUCCUUUUUCAUUUUUACAACCUUUCAGUUAAAAGUAUUAAUUUGUACAUAGUCAUCUUUGUGAAUUCACAAUUUGUUGCCGUAGUCAUUGUUGGAUCGCAGUGCAGCCAUGCUGUUUAGAAUAGUAAUAAAUUCUCCUCUCUUCUGUUCAGUUGACUGUACUGUCUGUAAAUAGAUCAAAUAAAUGUUAUAACGAUGAACUCUCUCUGUAGAGCCUCAUGUGA
Messenger RNA from Trematomus bernacchii (emerald rockcod), 6244 nucleotides. It is a transcript of the gene rgs12b, whose product is annotated as regulator of G protein signaling 12b. NCBI's taxonomy places the organism in Eukaryota, Metazoa, Chordata, Actinopteri, Perciformes, Nototheniidae. The record is from RefSeq and is a predicted model, not a curated record. Gene Ontology annotation, molecular function: protein binding; GTPase activator activity. Gene Ontology annotation, biological process: signal transduction.